CUAUACAGUCUCCCGUAAGGUGUGGUUCCCGGCGUUCUGGUCAGAACUAUGCUCGUCCGGAAUCAACAAGUGCUACUCGAGACUACGCCGGGAAAACACUUGACCUAACCGAACUUAGCGAACACCUUUUUCCAUCCCCCCACGAACCACAAAGAGUAUUCGAAAAAGAAGGAAGAGGGGGGAGGAUCCGCGCAUAGCGUGCCACGGAGUAGGACCGACAGUCAGUGUCCACAAAUCGGCGUGGAUCGACGAUCCGACGGAGAUCGUGUCUCGGUUCGAUCCGAGGAUCAAUCGUCGUCCCGUUUCUUCGCUGCGAUUCAGUUGUCUCUCAUUACCGGGAGACCCGAAAGACGUGUUCGCGUUGUGAUCGUUUCUUGGUGAUCGAUGAAGAGGUGAACUGUUGCUGCGAUCAUCCGCUGGCGUCUAGUGACGCGCAGCGCUCCGAACAGGACCGCCAGGACUCAAGUGCGUACGACGGAGUUCCGCUGCACGUGACUCUUCUCGCGCGAGUUUGUUUAUACAGCAGGUUUUUACGGAUACCAACUACAUCCACGAUGACGAGGGACCACACGAAAGUAACGCUUUUAAUCUCCUUGAGCUUCCUCUCGGCGACUGUACUGGGUUUGCCAAAUGGAGCGCCGCAAAGCGCAUGCAAGGACUUGACGCCCCGUCACCCCGGAGGCUCGAACCAGGAAUCACAUCCUCCGCCUUACCAAGUGCUGCCGGCUGCGGGACAAGGCAGGGUCCGCCUGAUUCUGGGAAGCCCCCAGGGUCUCGCCUAUGAGGGCUUCAUGAUACAGGCGCGCGACGCAGAGAGCGACGAACUCGUCGGGGAAUUCGCGAAUUUGCCUGAAUCAGCGCAAACCAUCGAGUGCACGGACGGUGUGAAGAACACGGUGACUCACACGAACACCAGCAAGAAGCACAAUCUCGAGUUCGAUUGGGAGGCACCGGCGGAUUACGAGGGAACCAUUGUCUUCAAGUCGACUUUCGCGCAGGAUUACAGUACGUACUGGGUCAACGUGGAAUCACCGAGAGUCAACGUUAACAAAAGAUCCAUCGACGUGCUGACCUCCUCCACGCCGAUCACCACGCUCAGAACAACCACGCCGCCCUAUUUCAGCCCGACCGUCGAUCACGAGACGAAAGAAUCGGAAGACUCUAUAUACACCGGAUGUGGCUCCGAAAAGAACUGCUUCGGUUCACCCGCAGGAUGCAUAGAGGCCAAAAACUGCAAGGCAAUGGUCGCGGUGCUGGUUCGUGGCGAGAGAUAUCUCUUCGAAUUGCAAGCACAUGACAGUAAAUAUGUCGCUGUUGGUUUAUCCAACGACAGUUACAUGGGCGACGAUAGCGUGGUUGAGUGCACGAACGAAGACGGAGAAAUAGCAUUACAUAUGUCUUGGAACUCGGGGAAGACCAAUAAGCGGCUGCCCAUGCAGAAUGGCGCAGUUCAGCUGGAGUCGAGCUCCAUCAAGGAUGACGUGAUCGCCUGUAAAUUUUGGAGAGAGAAAACGAUGGUCGUCCAAGGCUGGCAAUAUGACCUCGUCCACACGCCGUACAACCUUCUUAUCGCCGCCGGCAAGAACUUAAGAAGUAACGGCGUCGCUUUCCACGAUACGGAAUACUUAGCGACUGACAGCGCAAAAUUGUUAUCUGACGUGGGUGGUUACACAGCGGCGAAGAACGUUCUGAUUCGGGUGCAUGGCGCCCUGAUGCUGGCUUCGUGGAUCGGCUUCGCGUCGAUCGGUAUUCUCCUAGCAAGAUACUACCGGCAGACUUGGGUCAACUCGCAGUUGUGCGGAAAGGAUCAUUGGUUCGCAUGGCACGCAGUCUUCAUGUUGAUCACCUGGUGGAUGACGAUGGCCGCGUUCGUCAUAAUAUUCGUCGACCUGGGCGAAUGGAGUUCGCAAAAUAUACACGCAUCCCUUGGAUUGGCUACGACGAUCUUAGCGUUCCUGCAACCGUUUAUGGCAGCCAUUAGACCCCCUCCAGGUGCACCUCGAAGACCUAUUUUCAAUUGGGUGCAUUGGUUAUUUGGGAAUGCGGCGCAGAUUUGCGGCAUAAUCGCAAUUUUCUUCGCGGUCCGACUGAAGAAGGCCAAACUCCCAGAAUGGGUCGACUGGAUUCUGGUCGCCUACGUGGUAUUCCAUAUUCUGACUCACCUCAUCCUCACGUUCCUCGGUUGCGCCUCCGACAAACAAGCCAGUCGGAGGGUGAAUUCAUUCCCGAUGAAAGACAUGCACUCCCGCGGCUCGAUGGUCCAUCCGGAUGCCAGACAGGAUGCCCCUUUCUCCGGGAUGCGGAAAGUCAUCUUCGGCGUGUACUUCGUGGUGAUCUUCCUAUUCGCCGCGGCCCUCAUCGUCAUCACGGUCCUGGCGCCCAUUGAGGAGUCCUGGGCCAGCUUUACCAGCACUAUUAAAAAUUAUUAAACGUUGCCAAUGAAGGAUACAGAAUCCGCAGGACAUUACAUCGCCCGAUUGACUAUGAAGCAUCAAGUCUGGACUGAAGCUUUCGGUGUUUCGUGGCAAGUUUCGAACUGUUUUGCACUCUCCAGUGAUUGUCUCCAUGUAAAUCAGCUUGAAUGCAACGUACACUGGCGAAGCGCGCAUUGUCGUUUACGGGACUGUAUCGGAGUGCGAUUCGUAUGAUGAUAUUGUUUGACUACAACGCUGGAAGGAAUUAGCAGAGACGGGGACCAGCACGUAUUAUCAUACAAGUAGUGACGGCAUAGAGAAGUGACGUAAUUUAAUUGUUAAUACGACAAUAGAGUACCUUGAUACACACAUCGCCGCGCGUUUUCUCAUCUCAGACUGACACGGAAUUUCUUGAAAAUCACAUUAACGCAUCCGUCCAUACACUCGCGACUUGCACGGAGUGCAAUCGAACAACACGUUCGUUGUUCGUUUAAUCGAGACCAGGAAAAGGCAUUAUAGAUCGUCUAGAACCCUUCGAAGACAUCCGUUCAUAUAAGGUGCUUUAAUAUUUAAGUUCGUGUUCAUUGAUAGUAUAUAUGUUCACAGAAAAAAAUAUAUAUAUAUGUAUUUAUGAUAAAAUUUACAGUAUUAGAUUUUAUAAUGUAUUUUUGAUUUUUACACCUGUCUAGGUUAAUUUUUACUGCGAUCGGUAUUAGCCUGCGCGCUCUUGACGUUACGAGACCGUGUCAGGCUGACCGAUAGCGUAGCGUUGUUCGUGUAUGUUAUUGACAUUGUUAAUA
Messenger RNA from Nomia melanderi (Alkali bee), 3214 nucleotides. Its product is annotated as putative ferric-chelate reductase 1 homolog. Gene Ontology annotation, molecular function: transmembrane ascorbate ferrireductase activity. Lineage: Eukaryota; Metazoa; Arthropoda; Insecta; Hymenoptera; Halictidae. Gene Ontology annotation, cellular component: membrane. The record is from RefSeq and is a predicted model, not a curated record.